Messenger RNA from Lasiosphaeria miniovina, 2793 nucleotides. Its product is annotated as fungal-specific transcription factor domain-containing protein. Gene Ontology annotation, molecular function: DNA binding; DNA-binding transcription factor activity, RNA polymerase II-specific; zinc ion binding. The coding region runs from base 1 to 2793 and encodes 930 amino acids. NCBI's taxonomy places the organism in Eukaryota, Fungi, Ascomycota, Sordariomycetes, Sordariales, Lasiosphaeriaceae. Gene Ontology annotation, biological process: DNA-templated transcription; regulation of DNA-templated transcription. The transcript is spliced from 6 exons. The record is from RefSeq and is a predicted model, not a curated record.
AUGGACCACAUGCACGGCGGCUUCCAGUUGCCCAUGGCCGGCCCGCCACUGAUGAACCAGCCGCCCCAGAUCUUUGGCGGAUACACCGAACAUGGCAUGCCACUACACGGGCUCCCGCCCGACCUGUCAGUCGCCCAGAUGUUUGGCGACCACGGCCUACUCGAAGACUCGAACGAAGCAAAGAGGCGGAGGAUAGCGAGGGCUUGCGACAUGUGCAGGAAAAAGAAGAUUAAGUGCGACGGGAAACUGCCAUUCUGCACGCACUGCGUCAACUACAAGACAGAAUGUGUCUUCACCCAGGUGGAGAAGAAGAGGAACCCCCCCAAAGGGGCCAAAUAUAUCGAGGGCCUCGAGAACCGCCUAGGCCGUAUGGAAAGCCUGCUAAGGCUGUCAGGCUUGCUGGGCGAGGACGACAAUGGGGCUACCGACCUCGGCACAUUAGAAAAGAAGCUCGCCGAGAAGCAUCAGCAGUCGAGACAAGCUUCCCAGGCUGCCUCGGACCCUACUUCGCCAUCCCAGACGGCGUCGGCCCAGGAUGGAAACGCCUCGACGCCACAAAGCUCCCUGACAUCGCCCGAGCCGUCAAAGGACGAGAAGAGGAAAUCCCUCACGCCGGAUAAGAAAGAGGAGGAACAGGAGGAGGUUGCUGCUUUGUCGGAGAUGAUGUGCUCUCUGGUCACCAACAACUAUGGCGAGACGAGAUAUAUCGGCUCGUCGUCCGGGUUUUCCAUCUUUUCGCCAAAGGGGAUACAGUGGGUGAAUGAGAAGACGGGAGACAACUCAUUCCAGCAGAUGAUCUCGGACGUCUCGAUCGACGACCAUAAAUGGACGGCCUGGAAGCCCGAUGUGUUCGGCGACAUUUUCCGCCGCACAGUCUUUAGGGAGUUGCCCCCAAAGCCAGAAGCGCUGUCCCUUUUGAAAGACUACUUCGAGAACUUCAACUGCAUGCUGCCGCUAUUCCACCAGCCGACAUUCAUGCACUUGGUAGAGAGGCAAUACUCGUCCGACCCGUACCGGGGGUCCGGAUGGUGGGCGAGCCUAAAUGUGGCUCUGGCCAUUGCUCACCGUCUGCGAGUCAUGAGCAACCUGGUACCAGCUGAUGAAGAUGAAAAGGCGUGGGCCUAUCUCAAGAAUGCCAUGUCUGUCUUCACCGAGCUCACCAUGCGGAACACUGAUUUGCUCAGCGUGCAGGCGCUCUUGGGGAUGGCGCUCUUCAUGCAGGGAACGCCCAACCCGCAGCCCUCUUUUCUCUUGAUCGCCACAGCAAUCCGACUCUCGCACAGCAUCGGCCUACACAAGCGCGUGACGGGGUUCAACCUGAAUCCCGUCGAGAUCGAGCAGCGGAAGAGAGUCUUUUGGAUUGCCUACAUGCUGGAUAAGGAUUUGUGCCUGAGAUCGGGAAGGCCCCCGGCGCAACACGACGACGACAUGAACGUGAGCCUGCCCGAUGCCGAUCCCGUCGACAACAUCGGAAACAUUCCCUUGGCAGACGGAAAGGGUAAGAUGAACCUGUUCCGAGUCAUGUGUGAGCUAGCCAUGGUUGAGGGCAAGGUGUACAACAAGCUGUACUCGACCAAGGCAACCAAGCAGUCGGACGGCGAGCUGCUUAACACAAUCGGAGAGCUCGACCAGGAACUCGAAGAUUGGAAAGACAGCAUUCCCAUCGAUUUCCGGCCCGAGCACGAGAUUAAGGCGUCGCACACUCCGCUUAUCCUACAUAUCGUCAUGCUGCACUUCAACUAUUACAGCUGUUUGACUACAAUUCACCGCAUGUCGAUACACCACGGGUACUGGACUAGCCGACUGUCGAAUUAUGCUAUCCAGGGCCUCAAUGCGAGACCACUGAACCCUCGCGUCUAUUCUUCGGCAGCACUGUGCACCGCAGCAGCAAGAGCCUCGAUUUCCCUGCUGAAAUACAUCCCUCAAGGGGAUUUCUCUUGUGUCUGGAUGGUGUUAUACUUUCCCGUGUCUGCCCUCGUCACAUUGUUUGGAAAUAUUUUGCAGAACCCUCUUGACCCCAGAGCGCGAUCAGACACAAGGCUCAUGAAUGUGGUUGUAACCUUUCUCCUGACUCUCGGUGUCGAGGCCGAGACUGGCGGCGUCCAUCGCAUGCUCGGCGUUUGCUCCGAGUUUGAGCGGAUAGCCAAGUUGGUAAUCGAGAAGGCGGAAAAGGACCACUCAAUGCGACGGAAGCGGAAGGGCCAUGACUCGUCGAAUAGCAAGACAACGUCGAGCAACUCGGCAUCCAACGGCGGUGCCCCGUCUCCCUCGUUCAGGCCCAUUCCCCACACCCCCUCGUCAGCGGCCCAAGGCCAGACACCAAGACCCGGGACCUCGAGUUCUGCGACGCCUCAGCCGAGCCACAGCGAUAUGAAUGGAAUCAGCAACGGUAACGGCAACAGCCACAGGCAUCUCUCACCGCCAUCAACCGACUACCACACGCCGCCUAACGGGUACAGCCCGAUGACGCACACGAUGAGCCAGAGCCCGUCGCCCGGAAUCGCCCCUACUGGUUGGACAAACGACUUUACAGCCAACGGUGGGGGUGAAGGUGACUACAGGUUUGGGGACCCGGCUAGCUACGGUGCCAUGGGAGCCGCCGCCAUAGGCGCUACCAUGGGGAUGGGCGGCAUGGGGAGCCCACCGUUGGGCGGCAUGGGCAUGUUCCAGCAGCCCAUGCUCCCGCAAGACCUGUUCAGCCUGCCGAUGACGCUAGACUGGGACUGGGCCGAGAUGAGCGGCGGUGCGUAUCCGAGCGUGGAAAACGGAAACUUUGGAGAUGUACGGCGGUGA